AUGGAGAAGAGAGGAGGAGACGGCACGUUGAUCAAAACCAAGUCUGGAAAAGUGUUCCCAACUGAUUGUUCUGAUUGGCAACUCCUCUACGAGUCCAUCCCGUCAGAACUCAAAAAACUGCACUCCGCCGGUCACAAAAUCGUGAUUUUCACGAAUCAAAAGGGUAUUCAAGUCGGAAAAGUUGAUCGAGCGGAGUUCCGCAAGAAAAUCGAGGCAAUCGUUGGGAAGAUGGGCGUCCCAAUUCAGGCGUUCGUCUCGGUCGCCGGUGGGAAGUAUAGGAAACCGUGUAUUGGAAUGUGGGAGGAGUUGAGGGAGAGGAAUGAGGGGGUGGAGAUCAAAUUGGAUGAGAGUGUGUUUGUUGGGGAUGCGGCUGGAAGGCAUAAGACUAAGUCCCGCCUGAAGAAGGACCACUCGUACGCCGACCGUUUCUUCGCAGCGAACGUCGGUAUCCCAUUCAAGACACCCGAAGAGUUCUUCGGAAAAUCCAAAGAACAAGAACCGUGGGGACCGCCCGUUUUCGAUCCGAAACUCCUUUUUGCCGACGGAAUCACUCAGUUGGAACCGGCAGACGCCCCACUGAAAUCCGACAAACCAGAGAUCAUUGUGAUGGUCGGAUUUCCAGGAUCCGGAAAAUCGACGUUUGCGAGAAUGUUGGCUGAACAGAACGGGUAUAAGAUUGUGAACCGAGACACCCUCGGAACAUGGCAGAAAUGCGUCGCCGCCGUCCGUUCCCAUCUGAAAAACGGCGAUUCGGUGAUCAUCGACAACACGUCGCCCGACGUCGAAUCACGUAGUCGCUACGUGGGCGUGGCCUCGGAGACGUCGACGGCAUGCCGGUGUUUCGUGAUGAAGUGCGGCAUGGAACACGCUCAACACAAUCUACGCUACCGUACUCUUACUAACGAUGGCGCCGGGGAAAUCUCGUCAAUGGUGUUGAGAAUUCAUAAGGGAAAGUAUGUGGAGCCGACGAAGGAGGAGGGAUUCCAACAGAUUGUACACGUCAAUUUUCAGCCGAAAUUCGAGGAGAAACACCUCGAGAAUUUGUAUAAGAUGUACUUGAUUGAGUGA
Messenger RNA from Caenorhabditis remanei, 1068 nucleotides. RefSeq lists its product as uncharacterized. Gene Ontology annotation, biological process: DNA repair. Lineage: Eukaryota; Metazoa; Nematoda; Chromadorea; Rhabditida; Rhabditidae. Gene Ontology annotation, molecular function: ATP-dependent polydeoxyribonucleotide 5'-hydroxyl-kinase activity; polynucleotide 3'-phosphatase activity; double-stranded DNA binding. The coding region runs from base 1 to 1068 and encodes 355 amino acids. The transcript has 5 exons. The record is from RefSeq and is a predicted model, not a curated record.